AUAAGAGGUCGGAGAGGGCGGUGAAAUAAACCUGGCGAAACCUCAAAUCGUUUCGUCUCCGCUGAAACCGAUGGAUCCAUCGCAGCAGCAACAGUGGGUGCAAUCCCACCACCACCAAGCUUGGGCCGCCGCAGCCCCCCCCACCACUUCUUCCCACGGAUACCACCAGCCGGCCACCCUCGAGGAGGUCCGUAGCCUAUGGAUCGGCGACCUCCAGUACUGGGUCGACGAGAGCUACCUCCACAACUGCUUCGCCCACACCGGGGAGGUAGUAUCAGUAAAAAUUAUUCGCAACAAGAUAACAGGGCUUCCUGAAGGGUAUGGGUUUAUAGAGUUUGUUUCACAUCCGGCUGCUGAAAGAAUUCUGCAGACAUAUAAUGGAGCUCAAAUGCCUGGCACAGAACAGACUUUUAGGCUGAAUUGGGCCUCCUUUGGAAUUGGAGAAAGGCGCCCUGAUGCUGGACCUGACCAUUCCAUCUUUGUGGGAGAUUUAGCAUCUGAUGUGACAGAUUACUUGUUACAAGAGACAUUUCGUGCCAACUAUCCAUCAGUUAGAGGUGCCAAGGUUGUCACUGAUCCUAAUACAGGACGUUCAAAGGGUUAUGGUUUUGUUAAAUUUGCUGAUGAGAUGGAAAGAAAUCGUGCAAUGACUGAAAUGAAUGGUGUCUAUUGCUCCUCACGGCCCAUGCGAAUAAGUGCAGCCACACCUAAGAAAACUACUGGUCUCCAGCAACAGUAUCCGGCUGCAAAAGCUUUAUAUCCAGCUACGACAUAUACAGUGGCACAGCUGCCACCUGUUCCACCAGACAAUGAUAUCACAAACACAACUAUAUUUGUUGGUUGUUUGGACCCUAACGUCACAGAAGAGGAACUGAAACAAAUAUGUUCUCAGUUUGGUGAUAUUAUAUAUGUGAAGAUUCCAGCUGGUAAAGGAUGUGGCUUUGUGCAGUUUGUAGCUAGGGCAUCUGCUGAGGAAGCAAUACAGAAGCUUCAUGGAUCCAUGAUUGGUCAGCAAAUCGUCAGGCUUUCAUGGGGUAGAAGUCCGGCAAGUAAGCAGGACCCGACCAUGGCAUGGAGUCAGCAAGCGGAUCCUAAUCAAUGGGCAGGUGCUUAUUAUGGUUAUGGUUAUGAUGCAUAUGCAUACGGAGCGUCUCAAGACCCGUCCUUGUAUGCAUAUGGAGCUUAUGCUGGAUAUGGUCAAUACCCUCAACAGGUCGAAUCUGUACCUGAAAUGACACAUAUGGUUGGUGCAGUUCCAAGCAUGGAGCAGAGGGAGGAGAACUACGAUCCCUUGGCCAUACCUGACGUUGACAAGUUGAACGCUCAAUACCUCGCCGUUCAUGGAAACGCCAUGCUGGGGAGGCAUUUGUGGUUGAAGACCUCCCUGUCUUAAGCAGAUAUUUUGUGUCUCUGUUGAACAGCGAGAGUUAAUUUAUGGAUCUGCUUAAAAGAGCAAAGCAUUCAUGGAGAAUGAGCACAAAGUGUGGCGCAUGAUGGUAAUCUCAUGCAGGUUCUUCUCAUCCGUACCAAAUUUCUUCUGGCUCAUAUACAUAGGAAGAAAUAUGUCCGAAUUGGUUGAAUGAAUUGUGCUGCUGAGUACCAUAAUGGCCUGGCCUGGCCUGUAUCUCGAAUCCUUUCUUUCCCUAUAGAAUGCUAUGCUGUGAUAUUGCAAACUUUGGUUCAACAUCUACAUGGUUUUUAAGUGGCAAUUUUCAGCCCGUUGGCCAAGUUUA
Messenger RNA from Musa acuminata AAA Group (dessert banana), 1733 nucleotides. Its product is annotated as polyadenylate-binding protein RBP47B'. The transcript has 8 exons. The record is from RefSeq and is a predicted model, not a curated record. Gene Ontology annotation, cellular component: cytosol. Lineage: Eukaryota; Viridiplantae; Streptophyta; Magnoliopsida; Zingiberales; Musaceae. Gene Ontology annotation, molecular function: mRNA binding. The coding region runs from base 71 to 1393 and encodes 440 amino acids.